UGCUGACUGUGUGUCUGCUUGUCUGUGCCAUGAUGGCACUGACCAGAGCUGCAGCUCUUCCAGGAGACAUGCCUGAGAAAACUCAAACAGCAGAGAGUCACCUGGUCAAGAGGUCCACGUCUUGUUCAGCUGGUUGGUCUCUGUUCAGUGGUCGCUGUUUCCGCUAUGUUCCAAAACCCAUGACUUGGGCUAAAGCUGAGAGAAACUGUCGGUCCAUGGGUGCAAACCUGGCAUCGGUGCACAGCACACAGGACUACCAUCGAAUUCAGUGGCUGAUACUGACCGCCACUCAUCAGCAAAAAGAAACAUGGAUUGGAGGCUCUGAUGCACAAGAGGAGAAUAUUUGGUUUUGGAGUGAUGGCAGUCCUUUCCACUAUUCAAACUGGUGUCAUGGACAGCCGAGUCACUUUCACGGCAGGCAGCACUGUUUGCAAAUGAAUUAUGAAGGUCAAAAGUGCUGGGAUGAUGUGGAGUGUAACGUACAUCUCCCAUCUAUCUGUGUCAAGAAAGGCAGAUGAUUCCUGUCAGAAUCCACCAUACACAUUCAUAUGUGUUUGUGUUUAUCUUUGUAAACUCACCUGUAUCAGUCUCAUAUAUAACCUGAAGGCUCUAUAUCCCAUUUCACUUCUAUAUUUCCUCUCUAUCGCUGUAACGCUACUUAAGGAAUGAAGCAACAAGUGACAUAAACUGGAGCUGGAUCGUCUUUUAGGAGGCAAACUGUGUAAUGAAAAGAAUGAUUUUAGCACAACUUUAUUCUGCAGAGUGAACUCUUCUUUCUAGUCUAAUAUAAGAUUAAAAGUCUGAAGCAUUGA
Seriola dumerili (greater amberjack) is the source of this 812-nucleotide messenger RNA. Its product is annotated as ladderlectin-like. Gene Ontology annotation, molecular function: signaling receptor activity. NCBI's taxonomy places the organism in Eukaryota, Metazoa, Chordata, Actinopteri, Carangiformes, Carangidae. The coding region runs from base 30 to 518 and encodes 162 amino acids. The record is from RefSeq and is a predicted model, not a curated record. The transcript has 6 exons.